AUGGAAGAUGACAUAAUCAGUCAAUUAGAAGGUCCCAAACAAUUUUGGGAUGAGCUGAAUGCUAUACUGGUCCAAGGCGAGCGUGAUCAAGAUACGGCGCAGAAGUCUAUAGACUUGUACGUCAAUAUCAUGACAAAGUCUCAAGAUGAAUUCCUGAAACGAAACAUGCAUCUUGAAAGAUGUUGCUUCAACUUGCUAGAUUCACCCAUGUUUCGGAAGUUUUCAGAUAAAGUGAUUGAGCGUUUGAUCUAUCUAGCGACGACACUUUUAGACUUGAGGCAGCUGUGGAUGAUAUAUAAUAUUCUUCUUCUAGUGGGAAAAGAAAAUUCACAGUACCUCAAGUUUAUGCUGAACAUUAGAAAAUGUAACUUUAUUCCAAAAUUAAAACAACACAUCAGCGAAUUAGAACAAG
Molecule: messenger RNA, 412 nt
Organism: Acaulospora morrowiae
Lineage: Eukaryota; Fungi; Glomeromycota; Glomeromycetes; Diversisporales; Acaulosporaceae
Source: the annotation of a GenBank genome assembly